AUGUCGUUCUGCUUUCCGUCAUGGGACAACGCGUUCUCGCCGUCGUUCUACGAUGACGCAAAGGCGAUGCUCGAGACGGCGCUCAACAAGGGAAACAAGCCGCCUGUUAUCCAGGGGCGCAUCGAGGUCGUCGACCUCAACAUGGGCUCGCAGCCCCCGACUCUCACGCUGUUGGAGAUCGGAGACCUCUCGCUCGACCGUUUUCGCGGAAUUCUGCGCCUUGGGUACCAGGGCGACGCGUGGAUCACCGUCCGCUGCCUUGUGCAGGCCAACCCACUGUCGCACAACCCCAACCUCAUCCCCAGCUCCACCCUGCCCAUCUCGACUCCACUCCUCGCCUCCCAGCCGCUCCUCGUGCCAAUGACGCUGCGCCUGAGCAAGCUGCAUCUGCGCGCGAUCCUCAUUCUCGUCGUCUCCAAGACCAAGGGCAUCACGCUCGUGUUCAAGAACGACCCCCUGCAGAACGUUGACGUCUCCUCCACCUUUGACUCGGUCGAGGUCAUCCGUGGAUAUCUCCAGCAGGAGAUUGAGGGGCAGCUGCGCGAGAUGUUCCGCGAGGACCUGCCGGGAAUCAUCCACCGCCUCUCACAGCGCUGGUUCACUGGUUCAGGCGGCACAGUCGAGACGCCGUACCGCGACGGGCCAGAACCCGUGACACCCGCAAACAGGCCACAGUACGACAGCGACGACGAGGAGCCCCACCUUAGUCGCGAUUCGUUCGCGCCGGCCUCUGCCACGCCGACCCCACGGAGGAGAGCGCUGCACCGCCCGAGUACGGGGUCGUUCAAGCCGUCCCCACCACCGCUCGGCGAGUCGCCCACUGGGUACACUGUGUUCCCGGACAUUGAGCACUACGACCCGACCUACGGCCUGAGGCCAGAAGGCUUGCCGACGCAUUCGGGAUACGAGGCACUGGGACGCGUGUGGCAGCGGGCGCGGACCACCGGCCGCGGUCUGAGCAGUCUGAUGGACUCGAGCUUCGACGAGGGUCUGGAGCCAGAAGAUGAUUUCGAGGACAUUGACGUCGUCGACGACAUCGUGCGCUCCCCAAUGCAGGUAUCGCCCAACACCUCGCGGCGAUCGAGCGCGUCCGUCGCCAGCCCCGACGACGACUCAACGAUCACAUGGGAGCUCUUCCCCGCGGUCGGCGGCGGCGUCGUCACCCGCCCACGCGUGUUUCACGCGCAGAGCCGGAUCCGUGCCCCUAGCGAGAGCGGCUUCGGCGGCGCCAUGCCGUCCCCCUCUGGCGGGACUGGAAGUGUUACAGCGCGCGCCUCCAGCGUGGGCGGCACUUCGACGGUGGGCAGCUUGCGCGAUGGCGGUCGUGUUUUCUCCCAUCCGCCUCUUAUGCGGACGGUCACGAACGUGAGCGAUGCGCGAUCACACGCGCAAUCGCUGAGUACGGCUUUGCGGGCUGCAUCCCCCUCCCCGUCCCCAUUAGGCGGGCGACCAGGCUCGCCGCUGCGCGCCAACGGCCCACGACACGGAAGAGGCAACUCACUCUCACGCUCCGCCGCCUCCUUCCCCUCCUUCCCAUUACCUGACACCCCUCCACGCCGGACAGUAAGCCACGAGCCCAAACCCCGUUCGGCUGUACCUUCUCGCCUACGCGAGCGCGCUCCCAGCCUCUCUGGUCCCCGCAUCACCCUCCCCCUAAACAACAGUGUGAGCCAGCUCGCAACCCUCAGCCUGUCAGCCAACACGCUAUCCCCCUACGCGCGUGCACACGAGCACAUUGCCGUCCGCUCCUUUCCGCACCUCGGGCGCUCGACCCCAGUCGAGGACAUGGAGGGCAAUGGUGGCCACGGGCCGGUCAAGGGGCGCCGCAAACGUAUUUUCCGCGUUGGUGGGAGUGCGCCCGUAUCCCGACGGGCGAGUGUCGACGAGACCGAGGCGGACGAUACGCCCCCACUAGAGUUUGCCUCUUCCAGUUCGGGGAGUGCACGGCGCGUCCCAUUGAGCUUGAGCAAUAAAAGCGCAAGUGUGCGGACCUUGCCGAUGACCGCGUACCCGUUUCCCAAGAUUCCCGAGUAA
Molecule: messenger RNA, 2034 nt
Organism: Cutaneotrichosporon cavernicola
Lineage: Eukaryota; Fungi; Basidiomycota; Tremellomycetes; Trichosporonales; Trichosporonaceae
Gene: MDM34
Exons: 2
Coding region: 1-2034 (677 amino acids)
Biological process (GO): phospholipid transport; mitochondrion organization
Cellular component (GO): ERMES complex
Molecular function (GO): lipid binding
Source: RefSeq, a predicted model, not a curated record